AUGUAUAAUUCUUCUUCCCAACAAUAUGAAUCUGCGCCUCCUCCGCCUUACCAAGCUGUUGACACAACACAAGUUACUUUAAAUAAUGUUGGCAGAGUUAAUUCUCUUCAAACUCAACAGUAUAAUGCCAAUUAUUAUACAACAUCUGAGGAUCGAAUGCAACUAUUUCAACAGUUAGUUGGAAGAUAUGAAAUAAAUCGAGAAUUUGCAACAAAAUUAAGAGGAUUAGAAGGAUAUGAAAUUGUAUUUAUUUGUGAUGAUAGUGGAUCAAUGAACACGCCUCUUGGUGAUAUCACUGGUCCGUUUGAUCGUUUACCAACUCGCUGGGAUGAAUUAAAGCAAACUGUGUCAAUUGUCGUCGAUAUUGCAAGUGUUUUAGAUCCUGAUGGUGUUGAUAUUUAUUUUUUGAAUCGUGAACCAAUGUUUCAUGUUAAACAUUCAUCUGAACUAAUUCCAACAUUUGCUGUACCUCCUCAAGGUCCAACUCCAAUUGUAUCCGUAUUGAGACAAGUUUUGGCUGAUAAAAAAGCCGAAGUACAAGAGAGAAAACUGUUAAUUUUACUUGCAACUGAUGGCGUUCCAACAGAUAUGGAUGGUAAACGAGAUACACGUUCAUUGGAACAACUACUCAGAUAUGGACGAAAUCCAAUUAAUCGUAUCCCAGUGACGUUUAUAGCAUGUACAGAUGAUGACGAAUGCAUUGGUUAUUUGAAUAAAUGGGAUAAAAACAUCGAAUAUGUCGAUGUUGUUGAUGAUUAUCGAAAUGAAAAAAAAGAGAUACAAAAUGUUCAAGGACGAGAUUUUCCGUUUAGUUUUGGUGAUUAUGUCGUUAAAAUUCUAAUGGGUUCUGUAGAUCCAUGGUUUGAUGAUUUGGAUGAGAAAAAGGAUAUCAUUCCUGCUCAACAACAACAUGGUGGUUUUAAUUCAGUGGGACACCAGUAUCCCAAUUAUCAACCAACAACGGUAGAUGAUCGAAUGUCAAAAUUUCAAGAUAUUGUCAAUAGAUAUGAAAUUAAUCGAGAAUUUGCCACAAGAUUAAGAAAUUUAGAAGGUUAUGAAGUCGUUUUUAUUGUGGAUGAUUCUGGAUCAAUGAAUACGCCAUUGGGUGAUAUUACAAGCCCGUUUGAUCGAAAACCAUCAAGAUGGGACGAACUAAAGCAAACUGUGUCAAUUGUCGUUGAUAUUGCAAGCGUCCUCGAUCCAGAUGGUGUUGACAUAUACUUUUUGAAUCGCGAACCGCAAUUUCAUGUAAAACAUUCAUCAGAAUUAGUUCCUACUUUCGCCGUACCACCAGCAGGUCUAACACCUAUUGUUCCCGUUUUACGAAAAGUGUUAUAUGAUAAACAAGCUGAGAUUCAAGAACGAAAACUAUUAAUUCUACUCGCCACUGAUGGUGCUCCGACAGACGAAUCAGGACAUCAAGAUGUCAAAAUGCUUGAACACGUACUUAGACAUGAAAGAAAUCCCAUUAAUCGGAUACCAGUAACAUUCAUUGCAUGUACAGACGAUGAUGAUUGCAUAGGAUAUUUGAAUAAAUGGGAUAAAAAUAUACCGUAUGUUGAUGUUAUUGACGAUUAUAAAAAUGAGAGACAAGAGAUACACAAUACUCAAGGACGAAAUUUUCCAUUUAGUUUUGGUGAUUAUGUCGUUAAAAUAUUGAUGGGUUCUGUGGAUUCAUGGUUUGAUGGAUUAGAUGAACGAAGAGUGAAUAUUAGUGGACCAGUGACAAGUGAUCAACAUGGGAAAAAAUCGAAAAAGAAAGGUUGUACUAUAAUAUAA
This is a messenger RNA of Didymodactylos carnosus, 1779 nucleotides long. NCBI's taxonomy places the organism in Eukaryota, Metazoa, Rotifera, Eurotatoria, Philodinida, Philodinidae. The record is from the annotation of a GenBank genome assembly.